UGCAGUUUGCCCCACCUCUUCCUCCUGCAUGCACUUUAACCCUCCUGCUUUGGUAUAUAUAGUAUGUGAGACUAUUAGAGUUCUCCUGGCAGCCAUCAUGAAGGGUACUGUCUCGAUCUGCUGUUUCCUCGCCCUGCUGCUUUUGCAGGCCACUGCAGAGGUGGAAGAAUUGGACCACGUCCUAAGAGACAGAUCUCACAUCGAUGAGACGCUGCGGCUUGCAACUGAGGAAAAAGCAGCAGAUUAUGUCGCGGCUAUACAAAAGUUGCGGAAGAUCUACCAUUCAUCCAUCAAACCAAUGGAGCAGGCCUACAAGUACAACGAGCUGAGGCAGCAUGAGAUUUCAGCAUACCCUGGACGAACCCUGGGUGACUCGGCCACAGAUGGAGAGAUUACCUCCAAGCCCAUGGUGCUGUUCCUUGGACCUUGGAGUGUAGGGAAGUCCUCCAUGAUCAAUUACCUCCUGGGCUUGCAAGACAGCCCGUAUCAGCUCUACACAGGAGCUGAGCCCACUACCUCUGAGUUUACUGUUAUCAUGCACGGCGAGAAAAUACGCUCUGUAGAGGGUAUCGUCAUGGCAGCAGACAGCUCUCGCUCCUUCUCUCCCCUUGAAAAGUUUGGCCAAAACUUCCUGGAAAAGUUAAUAGGUAUCGAGAUGCCUCACAAGCUGCUGGAACGUGUGACUUUUGUGGACACGCCUGGAAUCAUUGAGAACCGAAAGCAGCAGGAACGAGGUUAUCCUUUCAAUGAUGUUUGCCAGUGGUUCAUUGACCGUGCUGAUCUCAUCUUUGUUGUGUUUGAUCCAACCAAGCUGGAUGUUGGUCUUGAGCUGGAGAUGUUGUUUCGACAGUUGAAAGGCAGAGAGUCCCAGAUCCGCAUAAUCCUAAACAAGGCAGACAACCUGGCCACGCAGGACUUAAUGAGAGUCUAUGGAGCACUCUUUUGGAGUUUGGCUCCCCUCAUUAACGUGACUGAACCGCCUCGUGUCUAUGUCAGCUCCUUCUGGCCAUAUGAUUACGCCCCAGACACUAGCCGGGAGCUCUUCAAGAGAGAAGAAAUCUCCCUCCUAGAAGAUCUCAACCAGGUGAUUGAGAACCGUAUGGAGAACAAGAUAGCCUUCAUCCGCCAACACGCCAUCCGCGUUCGCAUCCACGCCCUGCUAGUGGACCGUUACGUUCAGACCUUCAAAGAGAAGAUGAGCUUCUUCAGUGAUCCCGAACUGGUCUUCCAGGAGAUUGUGGACGACCCUGACAAGUUUUACAUCUUCAAAUCCAUUCUAGCCAAGACCAACGUCAGCAAGUUUGACCUACCCAACCGAGACGCUUAUCGUGACUUCUUUGGCAUCAACCCAAUCGCAAGCUUUAAGCCUCUGGCAUCUCAGUGUUCCUACAUCGGAGGCUGCCUGUUGGAAAAGAUCGAGAAGGCAAUCACCAACGAGCUGCCUGGUCUCCUAAGCAGCAUUAACUCUGGCAAGCAGCCUGGCCUCUCAUCUUGUGAGAUCACUGGCUGUGGCGAGAAGCCAAAAAACCGCUACCGAAAGAACUGAGGAACAUAAAAUAACUUGUCAGGGGGAAGAAAGGAGACAUAGGAGGUGAAGAGAAAGAGGGGUCCUGGUGGGAGCCAGAGCCCUGCUUUUAACAGGACAUUUGCAUUGUUAAGGUGACAUAGGGAAGAUUAAUGUUUGGGGUUUUUUGUCCUCAGGAGAAUAAGCAAAUGUGAUAGUGAGAGAAGAAGAGGGAAGCCAUCGUUGGAUAAGGCAGCUUAAGGACAUAAAUAAUAGAGGAACGAGAACCCGCCACUCAUUUCAAAGUUCAUAAAACAUACACCUUUCUCUUUCUUAUGGCACUGUCACCCUGGACUGCCUCACAAGGAAUUGUCAGAGAAAUUACAGAUGCUGAAAAUAGGCAAAUACCAGACCCACUUAAAACAGAUGUUGAAAACAGAUGUUUGUAUACUAAUAUUAAAAGGAUUAUAUUAUCCCAGGUACAUUUCAAACACAUCAGUUGAAUUCGAAGUAGCCUUUUUGUUGGUGCUAUACAAAAGCAUUGGUGUCUGUCUAAACAUGCAGACCUUUGCUAUAGAUGUUAAUUAUCUUUGCAUGUUAGGAUUUCAAUGUUUAUCUACAAAUGCAUGUUUUUCUUCUGCCAUAAAGAAAAAAAAAACCCUCAUGCAGCAAUUUUGAGACCAGUACCAAAUCUAACCGGCAUCAAACAAGGGAUUUCAUCUCUUAGCUUUGGACACUCAUCGCUUCUGGUUUUUUGACAAUGAAGUAAACAAAGGUCAGGGUUCAUGAGUCUUUGGAGCGCAGGUGGUACGUUUAUUCUGCUACACAUCUUAACUGUUGUAAUGUCUAUUUUUUGAGUCUAUAAACUACCAGGGUUUGGCAGAAAGCAAGAAGUUAUUUUUAUUUAUUUUUUUGACAUUUACUCUGCCGUUUCUCUGCCUGCUUUUGAGAUAUGUUGAAUGUUUUUUGUACAUCUGCCCAUCGGUUGGCAUCUGCCUUUCUCAGAUCGGUAAAUGUGGGUUACAGGUUAAAUUACUUAUACCCAUAUUUUCCAACAAAUUCUGGGGGAUCCAAGGUGAUCUCAAUCCAGUAAGGAUGUAUAGUCCUUCCAUCGAGUACUAUUGUCCCCAGGGUCUCCUCCCAGUGGGAUAUUCUCAAACAGAUGGUUGAUUCAUCAUUAUCUCAUGACCAAAGGUAGAGGGAUAGCAGGUGGUAAUACAAAGCUUCUUGUCAGAGUGAUUUCUUCCCUACAAUUGACUAGAAUAGCAAACACAUUACUGGAGACAAAGCUCAUGUAAGUCUACCCAUGUCUUACUGCAUUGGAACACCAAAGGGAGAAUUAAACCUUUUUCCUGUUUACUUAGAGUUUGCGACUCUGAUCUUCACUGUUUUACUCUUUUCUCCUUACUUUGCUAAUUUAUUCUAAAGAUGUCGACAGUCUACUGUCAACAAAUAGAAUAGUUUAAAAUUGGCAGCCUUGGUGAUUAUUAACAUGCACUUGGAAGGAAAAACAGCCCUUAAAACAUCCCUAACAAAAUUAAUGCAUACAAUCAUAAACCUGCUUCAGACUCAACAUGACACACAGACUGGACAUCUAAGCUACCAUAACUCCUUCAGCAGCGAGAUCCGUUCCAUUGCUGCACGGUUUUCUGUUAUACUCUGGAAAUUGCUCCAUUUGUAAGUCGACCUAAAAAAAUACAAUUUGAAGCAAUAUUGUAUGUUUUGAUGACAGAUCUCUGCAAUGGCUGAUAGGAUUACAUGUCCCAAGCAUGCAAAUGUAAAACUGAGGACUCAUGAGUUGAUCCCUGACCUUCAUGGAAACAAGGUAAAUUCUUUUCCCAGAGUGAGAAGAAGGAAAUAGACACAAAGCUAAAAACUGUCAACAUUAAACAGUUAUCACAAGAGUGGAGUAAAAUAUUGUAUAAAGGUGCAUAACAGCAACCAGCUGGACUCAAGCAUCUUCCACUUUUUUAUAUUACAUAUAAUAUUAGGAAUAGUUUCACUUCCAGCUUCAGAUCCACCCUAGCAUUUAUGCAAAGCUAUGCAAAAACAGGCCUGCUGCUUCAUAUUCACAACACAGCUGGAUAGUAGGUUAUUGAAAUUUGUUUUUUCUCAGCAUGAGAAAAAAAUCCAACACCCUUAUAAAGUUCAGACAUUCUUUGAGACAUGAUGAGGAGAAGUGCAACGAUUCAACUGGUGAGCGCUCCACUGCGGUUUUGGAAUAUGGCCACUAGAGGGGGCUGUUCAAAAGAGAAACUAUGUUGUCAGAUGCGCGUGGUUUAUGACAUAAACUGGUUGUGCUUCUGAUAUAUUUCAUUGUCAGUUUUACUCACCUUCUAGAUGAUGAAUGGAUGUGUUCUGUCCAACUAGUCCCUUAAUCACCUUAAGGUGUGACACUGACAUUACCACUGGCCCAAGUUGUGGAUGCUUGACAGAAAAGAAUAAAGAUUUCUGAUUGACUGGUUCAGAGAAA
This is a messenger RNA of Cyprinodon tularosa, 3977 nucleotides long. RefSeq names its product sarcalumenin (gene srlb). The coding region runs from base 29 to 1546 and encodes 505 amino acids. Lineage: Eukaryota; Metazoa; Chordata; Actinopteri; Cyprinodontiformes; Cyprinodontidae. The transcript is spliced from 7 exons. The record is from RefSeq and is a predicted model, not a curated record. Gene Ontology annotation, molecular function: GTP binding.